Moesziomyces aphidis is the source of this 1359-nucleotide messenger RNA. The record is from the annotation of a GenBank genome assembly. NCBI's taxonomy places the organism in Eukaryota, Fungi, Basidiomycota, Ustilaginomycetes, Ustilaginales, Ustilaginaceae.
AUGCAGUCUCCACGUCUGUCCGAAUCCCUCACGAGGGAGGCUCAAGCCAACAUCUGGCAAGGCCCAGCAUCACCCCCGAGUCGUGCAAGCAAGUCGGCGACACCCCUCCCUCGUGCCAUCAAGAGAAAGCCAGCUCCCAAGGUCCCAAUAGAGCUCCUGCAGGAGGAGCCGAUCACGCCCGUCCCCGCUCAGCAAACGAUCGUGCUCCAGGAAAGGUCGCUCAAUCUGCCGACUGACAAUGCCACUGCAGCGCCAAAGCCAACGAGUCCGAUGCCGGCCUCACCCGCUCGGUCGCAGCAGCACCCACAGAAGCAGUACAUUCUCGACAUUGAUGCGCCGGCGGAAAACAGGAGGGCAUCCACCUCGGCCGACGCUUCCGUCCAGGAACUUCUGCGGUCAGCCACCCUCGCUCCAAGCUCUGCUGCCGCUCGCCCUCGCAAGGGCCCUCUUCGGUGGAUGCACGACAAGGACGAGCAUGCACCGUCCACAUCGACAUCAUCGUUGCAACCCCGCCAGCCCGCGCUCAGUCGCAAGACCAGCAUCUCGGCGCAGCUCAAGCUUUCGCUCCGCAGGAACAAGGUCGAGAACCAGCCUGCCGGGCUUGUCAUUUCCGCACCCACCAACUUUGUCCACCUGAGCACGGGGACAGAGGGUGCGUACGGGAGCGCAGGUGGGUCGUCGCUCCGACGAUCGUCCACCACUUCGGCUGCAUCGCGCAACUCGUCCUUGCGUUCGUCAAUCACAUCCGUCAGCAGCGCAUCGUCCUUCGGUAGCGAAGCUGAAUUGGCCACGGCGUCCAAUCACGUGGAUCAGGACAAGGCGCUCUACUCGCCAAGCGAGAAGAAGCACCCUCUGCGACCACUCAAGUCGAUCCGAAGACCGUCCAAGCUCACGCUGCAAGAUGUCAGCCUUCCGCCCAUUCCAGCGGGCACUACGAGUCCGAAAGAUAAGCGCAAGGCGAUCUAUGCAGCGCCCGGAUCGGUCCCUGCGAUUCUCGAGCCUACCACCGACGACAUGCCGACUCCAACUGCCACUACCAAUGCAAUCGUAGCAGGGUCGCCGGGUACUUCUCCUGCCGGGGCGUACUUUGCUGCCACACUCGACCGUACAUUGGGUCGUGCACGUCUAGAGGCAGAGACCGGCAGUCCUGAACCAGAGCUCAGUCGAAGCCCAAGUUCGGCAUACGACUCGUCGGCCCCCACGAGCAAGCGCUCAAGUCUUGCGUCGUUGCAUCAGUUUAGCUCGUUUCUCGACUUUCCCGAUUUGCCCGCGCUAUCAAGGACGAACUCGGGCGAAGGUGUCAAACAUGACGAUCUUUGGUCCACUCUCAACCCUCACGACACCGUCGCUACUGUAUAA